This is a messenger RNA of Vitrella brassicaformis, 1737 nucleotides long. The record is from the annotation of a GenBank genome assembly. Lineage: Eukaryota; Vitrellaceae.
GCAAAAAACGCGAAAGGUUUAUCGCUUUACAGCUGAAGGUAGACGAUGGCAGCAUCAGCAUCAGCAGGUGGAGUAGAUGUUGACGAGACUGUGGCCAAGCGAUACCGGCGUGAUGUGCCCGACGGCAUGUCUUCGCUCCAGCCCGUGCACCUGUACAUGGAUGGGGUGUUUGAUUUCGUCCACGCCGGCGACAUGGAGGCGUUUCAGAGGGCGCGGGAGGAAUACGGGUACGCGCACCUCACUGUGGGGGUCACAUCGGACGCGGAAACGGAGGCCUUCACCGGCGCCCCGCCCGUGCUGAGCCGCCAGCAGAGGGCUGACGCGCUCAGGCAGAUUAAAGGAGUGGAUAAGGUCAGCAAAUCGCCAAAUAGACCGAUAGAUAGGCCCCCAUCACCUAGCUGUUCAUCUCCUUCCCUCCCACUGUGAAUAUGCUUUGCUUGCUGUGUGCAGGUGGUGUGCUGCCCGUGGAUCAUCACCCCCGAGUUUUUGCGCAAGCACGGCAUCCACUACGUGUGCCUGGCGCCCAGCAGCAGCACCCUCUACCGCUACGGGACGGACCUGCCGCGCGAUGAGGUGGACAUGAUCCGGCAGCAUCUGCAGGGCGGGGGGUGGGUGCGCCACAGCAGCAGCACCCUCUACCGCUACGGGACGGACCUGCCGCGCGAUGAGGUGGACAUGAUCCGGCAGCAUCUGCAGGGCGGGGGGUGGGUGCGCCACCUGCCGCCCACGCCACACAGCUACCUGUCGAGCGCCAACCUGAUCGCCAAGAUCAUCAGACACAGAUCCCACUUCAUCGCAAACGCACUGGUAGGUACCCUCACUUUGACGCACUGCACUAGAGUGCGCCAACACCAAAACAUGCAUACAGGUGGAUGGGAUGGAUGUGUGUAUGGUAUGUGUCUGUCACACAGGCUGAGGGCUCCCGUCCGUCUGACCUUGCCGUGAGCUCCCUGCUGGCGUCUCGUGUGCGGCUGUCGUGUGCCGUCCACACCAUGGCCCGCCGUUUCAUGGACGGCCUGGAGGGCCUCACCAAGACCGCCCUCCCAGUGGGCUGCCGAUUCGACCAGGGCGUCGACGCCAUCUGCGACACCAUCGCAGCCAAGAUGAGCAGCAGCAGGGGCAGGCCGCCAGCACCGUUAGCCGCUGAGGACCAGCCACCCAAGCCGAUCCCACCAUCCCCCAACACACCGGACAUCGCGGCCGCUGCAUACGAGCGUCGCGGGUCUCGCUCCGUGGCUGCUGGUGCUCCUGCUGCUGCCGCUGCUGCGGGUGCGGGUGUGGUGCCUCGCCACGGUGUGUCGUCGGAUGACGACAUGUUUGCGGCGCCUUCAGCCGAGGAGGAGGCGGCCAUGCGGGGGGUAAAACGGUCGCGGGCUGCCAUGAGGGAGGAGCAAGUCGAGGAACUCAGAUGAUCAGGAGGAGGAAGGCGUCUGAAGUAAAUCAGUAAGUAUGUAUUGGAGUGGCCGAUGGACCGACGGACAAGAGAUGGAUGGAUGGAUGGAUGGAGGCACACAUACGCGACAGACGUGUUGUUGGGUGAUUGACUGAUUUUUCAUGUAUGUGGGUCGGGUCGGCUGGCCGGCUGUGGUGAGUGAGGUGGGUGAGCUGAAAUUCCCGCCCGCCUUGUGUGGUGUGUGACGUCACAAGGUGACUGACUGACGAUGUGUGUGUGGAUCGAUGGAUUGGUGGUGGUGUACAACAAAUACCUACCUUGGUUUGGAUGGCAUCUGUGUGUCC